CUAAUCAAAAUCACGAAAACAUUCCCUUCUAAAUCCCUGCCACAAUCUACGCCAUCAUUCUCUCUCCUCAAUAUCAAAAAUCUCUCAAAAACAAAAAAAAAAUGGCGGCUUCUACUUCUACUUCUGCAAUCAGUGUUUUAGAGCGAGAGAAAAAGGUCCAAGAUGAACUCGCACUCCCCAUUUUUCUCACAGACCAAGUCGUCAAAUCUGCCGGUGACGCCGAAUCAUCUCGCCCUGAUUGCGCUGAAAUCGCUCGUCAAGCCGAAGAACUCUCGCAGAAGCUUCGCGCAGUCGUUCGAUUAACCUCCGCACCUUCUUCAUCCUCCAUCUACGAUCGUCCAAUUCGUCGUAUUGCCGCCGAUGUAUCGAAGAAUCUAGAACGUGCUUUAACCCUAGUUCGCAAGUGUAAGCACACUGGUUUACUUCGCCAUGUUUUUCUUACCAUAACUUCUUCUGCUGCUGAUUUCAAGAAGGUUUCGACCUUGCUUCAAUCUUCAAUUGCUGAUUGUGGCUGGCUUCUUUCGAUUUACGACGACGAUGAAGGCGGACCUAAUCUCGGAAUUCCGCCGAUUGCGAACAAUGAUCCGAUUGUUGCUUGGGUGUGGUCUUCGAUCGCAUCAUUGCAGAUUAAUCGACCGUUGAAAGAUCGGAUUGAUGCGGCGAAUUCGUUGGCUUCGUAUGCAGGAGAUAAGAGGUAUCGACAGGUGAUAAUGGAGGAAGGAGCGGUUUCGCCAUUGUUGAGGCUUUUGAAGGAUGGAGGAGGUUCAUCGGAAGGUCAAAUUGCUGCUGCUUCGGCGUUGUUUUUGUUGGUGAAUGAGGUAGAAAGGACUAGAAUUGUUGCUGCCGAGGGUGGGAUACCGAUCAUGGUACAAGUGCUUGGUGAAUCGUCUAUGAGUGUGCAGGUUUCGGUGGCGGAGUUGGUGGCGGAAGUGGCAAAAGUUGAUUCGACUGCGAGGGAGGAAUUUGGGAGAGAGAAUGUGCUGAAGCCGUUGAUUUCGUGUUUGAUUAUGGACCUUGAUAUGGAGGAUUACAAGCUCUAUCAUGGUGGUGAAGGUAAGACUAGUAUUCAUUCUAUUGUUCAGAAGGAAUUAGCUGCUAAGAAUCAUCUAUAUUAUAAUAAUCGUGUUCUUAGUCAUGGUAAUAGUAGUAAUAGUUAUCAUAAGGUGAAUACGUCUUCAGGGUUUGAUGCCAAGGGGAGUUAUAGUAGGAAGGAUAGAGAGAAUGAGUCUCCUGAUCUUAAGCUCAAGCUUAAGAUUCGGAGUGCUUUGGCAUUGUGGAGAUUGUGUGAAGGGAGUUUGUUGAAUAGUCAGAAGGUUGCUGAGCCUAAAGGUUUGUUUUGCUUGUCGAAAAUUAUUGAAAAUGAGAGAGGAGAGUUGCAAUACAAUUGUUUGAUGACUAUUAUGGAGGUCGCUAAAGUGGCUGAGGAUAAUGCGGACCUUAGGAAAGUGGCUUGGAAACCGAGCUCUCCACCUGCUAAGGUAGUUUUGGAUCAGCUUCUUAGAGUGAUUAAGGAGAUGAAUAACCGGGAUUUUCAAAUUCCUGCAAUUAGAGCAAUUGGAUGUUUAGCAAGGAUUUUCCCUGCUAAGGAAACAGGGAUUGUUGCUUCAUUGGUUGGUCAGCUUGGGAAUAAGGAUUCUAGUGUGGCCACUGAAGCUGCUAUUGCCUUGGCGAAGUUCACUUUCCCUGAUAACCAUAACUGUACCGCACACUCAAAGACUAUAAUUGAGUUUAACGGAGUUCCUCCAUUAAUGAAAUUGUUGACUGUUGAUGAUCGCUCUAGGAAGAGUGGACUUGUUUUGCUUUGCUACCUGUCCAUGCAUGUUGGCAACAGCAAGGAACUUGCAGAGGCCAGAGCUCUCAGAACGCUUGAGAGUGCAGCUCGUCCUGGAAUGUCGCAAAAUGCUGAAUUAAAGGAUUUAUGUUUCAAAGCUAUGCAGCAGCUCCUGCUGUACCAAGAUGGGGGUCAUCCUCACAACCAUGCAUUUGCCAUGGUUUGAUGAUCAAAGGGCUAAUGAUUGUUCCUGGGUGCUUGUCAUUGGUGGAGUGAAGCUCUGACUUGUACAUUGUAAUUUCAGAAACAAAGAUGGAAAUAUUAGCUGGUUCAUCUGUUGAACUUGCAGCUCAAGGUUCUUUCCUUGGUACCGAACAGGUGCUUGGAUUCAAGAAUGCCAUUAUGAUGGCUGCAAUGUUCCGUGGCAAUCAUGCUGAUUGUUCAGCGCCUCUUGUUGUAUUCAGGAGUCGAUUCAUGGAUCUACGUGGCAGUCUUGUAAGGUAGUUAAUGAGAGGUUUGCUUUUGUGCUAAAUCUUUAUGGUGCUACUUAUGUUCUUCGGUUCACUAUUUAUGUGUAACUAAGAUUGUGAUGUACAUCGUAGCUGGUGUAUACUGAAGGAGGGUGCAGUAAUCCGGAGUUCCAUACUUGCCUACAAGAGUCUCGUAAGCUUUUAUUAAGAAAGAACUUGAGCACCCUUCACCAAUAGGGAUUAUUUGCAGGAGUGUCUAUUUGAUCUCAUUGAUUGUCUUUCUCAAAAGAUUCAUACUAAUAUCUAAUUCAUCUUUGUAGAUUGUAUAUCGACAUGCCUUUACCCAAUUAGCAAAGAUAUAAGUCUGCAUGAGGCUGACGUUUGCAGAUCUUCUCAUCUAUUGACACUUUUUUAAAAAAAUAUUAGGCUUUUUGCUCGAAUAAUGCACUUUGAUUUUAUUCUUCAUAUUAACAACAAAUGGUCGUGUAAUUGUGUUCUCUUAGUUGCAUAUGAAGUAUACCUUUAAGUUUCUCAUGCUGCAUAUUAUUUUGUGUUUUAGGUUCAUCAAAUUCAGGUUGAAAGAAUACAUAUUUGAUUAAGACCACAAUUUAUCAUAAGCUUGUAAUCUAUAUGCGUUUGUGCAUUGCUUCUUUUUUUUACCCCAUUUUUUCCCAUAUGCUAAGUAACGGAGAGGCUUGCGAAUUUUCUUUAACAUGGGCAACUAGCUUAUCUGAUACGAAAUCCCGAUAAACAGACUACUAUAGCUCGAUGUUGAUGACUCAUGAUACAAGCAGUGGGAUGCCAAUCGUCCUGGGAUCCCAACGCCCAGCGGUAACUUUAGGCCUUAGAAGUUAAAGUUCAUGCCGACAGUUAAUUGAUUUCUAUUUUUGCCUGUUUAGUUUUCUUCUUGUGCAGUUGUACUUGCAUUCUAUUCAUCUAUCAUGCACGUAGUAUUUGAAAUCUUGUUGCUGGAUGAUUUCUAGUUAGUAAUACUUAUUUUGCACUGCAGAUCUGUACUAAAUUUCUAACUUGUUAGAGUAUAUAGGUAUGGUUGUUGAGAGUGCUUUUGGCUGGAUUUGCUGGAAGCUUCUUUGAGAAGUGGUGACAAUUCUUAGCUGUAGAUAGUAAUAGCUCAACUGCAGCUGGAUUCUAGCUAUUCAUUGUUUCUCAUGCAUUUUCAUUUUCACUUUGCACAGUAAAGGACAGAAAAGUUUCCUUUUCUAUGUCAUUACGUAUUUUUUUCAAGUUUGCUCCCAAUGGCUGCUUGUAUUCAUGCUCAAGUUUUACUUUUGUUUCCACCUUGAAAGUUUAAUAUAGUCCAAACCUUAUCGUAUCUUGGCAAAUGACUAUUUGUUCAAGAGACUUGUCGAGAGCUUAUUUGAUAUCAUUCACCAUUUUUUCUUUGUGACAGGCCAGAGAAUGUUACAGUGGCAUGUAGGCUGCAAGAAUCUGGCAGUUCGGAUGGCAGAUAGGCUUUUAGCAGGCGUAGGAAACAUCACUGUGCGGGUAAAAUUAAUCAUGGCAAAGGCUAUCAAUUUUGACCAUAUUCUUUUAGUAAUAUUAUAAGAAAAUACAUUAUCAUGUGGGAAAUGUGUAUUUAUAAUACCAAAAUUUCUACUUUUUUGUACUAAUAUGUGGUUAAAGAUAUUAAUAGUCAAAUGUGUAUCGUGGAGACCAAAAAGGCAAAUGUUGCAACUAUAAAUUAAGAAAGAAAGAAUAUUAUAGGAUGUAACUCUCCAAAUUAGACAGAUUAUUGUCAUUGUCUCUCUUCUGUAACUCCUAUUCUGAACAGCAACUACAAAUAUUGCCCGGAGCAGAAAACACGGCUGCUGCUGGCUAACAAUGAUACCAAGUGAGUCAAUAGAAGUCAAUCAAUCAUUCAGUGGAAGUGAUAUAAUGAUGAGCUAUGUAUGGUUGCCAUAAAAUGAUGAGCUAGGUUGGUGGGAAGAGAUAGUCGAGGAUAGUUGCUACUUGAAUCAUGUGGUUAAGGCCUGUGCUGUAAGGAGAGUUACAGGGUGUUUUGUGGGAAAAAGUGACCUGUACUUUCUGGGCUCCCUUCAUUUAUCAUUUUCCUCGUGGAGUUUCUGCCAACUAAUAUGUCAAGUUUGUGUUCUUUUCUUCAUGUUUUUGUAUUUCAUAAAAAGUUAAUCAUGCACAUACUAAAUCUCUCUCAUAUUUCUAAACAUCAUCAUCAACAUGAGAUAGCAAAGACAUUAUUGGUACAAAUCUACAUUCUUCAUCCUGUAUAUUUUUGUAAUUACCCUACACUAUUUUAUUAUGUUUGAACCAAGUAAUUACGCUACACUAUUCGAAACAUUAAUGUUUAGUGAUGAUCCUUUUAAUUUUAAGGUUAUGCGAUCAAACCCAUUAGGGCUUUUUAGGACAGGAUUCUUUUAUCUUUGCCCUUUCUUCCGUAGGGUUUAACCUACUAAGCAUAAUUGAUUGAACUGCCAAUGAUGUCGUUUGAGUAGUCUUUUUCCUUUCAAAAAUAUGAAAAUUAUAUAGUACUAUGCUAUAGUUUAUCAUUGGUUUUUCCGAGUAUGCCACUAUUUGAUUUAGUGAAAGAUGCUAAAAGUCACAAUUAUCAUAAAUGUCUUUGAAAAUUCAUGUUAUAUCUUAUCUAAUACUUCCUCAGUUAACCUUUAAUUGCAAGACUUUCCUUUUAUAGCAAUUUCCAAUUAAUAAUGACACAAUUUUAUUUGGCAUUGAGUUCUUUCUAUCUAUUUUUAUUGCAUCUGUCUCUCUUUUUAUUCCUCUCUAUCCCUCUCCUUUCCUUAAAUUUUUUGCAUCCUCCCUAAUAAACGGAGGAAGUAAUUCUAAGAGAUCGGUGUGUAAAAUAAGUUUGGGGGUCUUUGGAUUUGGUGUAGGUUAACUCCCUUCUUUUAAACAUGAACUGAUGAACAGAUACAUGUAAGGCCUUAGGCCGGGUCACUUAUCUCAAGUUUCAGCCUAACUCAACAAGCAGCCGGCAUCCCACUCCCCAUGCUCUCCAAAAGAGUCGCCCCACUGUCGCAAGGCGGUAGCUAUUACAAUAAGUUAUUGCAGCCCAUCCUGCUACAGAGCUUUCCCAACUCAAAGUUACAGUGAAGUAAUGACUUCUCUUGUGCGUAGGACAUUUGACGUCCAAGGAAUCUGAAAUGGAUUAUUGUGGUCAUUAGCAGCCAGUUUUGGUAGGAAGACAAUUACAAGUUGGCAUCUUCAACCACAUAUGCUCGUGUUGUUGUUUUCCAAAUAAAUACAAGGGACCAAAGUUGUAGAAGUCUAGUUCAAUUCAUGAUUGCAAGGAGCUCCAAGAAAUGGACCUUUGUACUAGUGAUUUUUUUAGUACUAUGAGAAGCAUCUUUCUGUGGUGUUCCAUGUGCAUAUUCUAGUUUGCGUCCAUCGCUCAUUCGCUCUUAAUGGUCUUUACUUAGGAAAGAACUUCAUAUGAAGUACACAAAAGAAAAAAAAAAAAGAGUUGUAUUUUUUUUUAUUAGGGGAAGAAAAGGAGUUGUACUUUAAUACAGAUGUAAUGGUUAGAGUUGUAUAUAUUGAGGAUAAGAUAACUAAUACUCAAUCUGUUUCAAAAAUAUUGCUACUUUUUUA
Messenger RNA from Beta vulgaris subsp. vulgaris (sugar beet), 5826 nucleotides. RefSeq lists its product as hypothetical. Gene Ontology annotation, biological process: cell surface receptor signaling pathway. Lineage: Eukaryota; Viridiplantae; Streptophyta; Magnoliopsida; Caryophyllales; Amaranthaceae. The record is from RefSeq and is a predicted model, not a curated record. Gene Ontology annotation, molecular function: protein binding. Bases 102 to 1997 code for a protein of 631 amino acids. The transcript has 5 exons.